This is a messenger RNA of Plasmodium relictum, 4692 nucleotides long. It is a transcript of the gene AP2-O, whose product is annotated as transcription factor with AP2 domain(s), putative. Gene Ontology annotation, biological process: regulation of DNA-templated transcription. The coding region runs from base 1 to 4692 and encodes 1563 amino acids. The transcript has a single exon. Gene Ontology annotation, molecular function: DNA-binding transcription factor activity. Lineage: Eukaryota; Apicomplexa; Aconoidasida; Haemosporida; Plasmodiidae. The record is from RefSeq and is a predicted model, not a curated record.
AUGGAUAAUAUAAGUUGUAGACAAGAAGAUAAUAUUGAAGAAUUAGAAAAGGUUAAAUCUAACAAAAGAACUAAGUUUUUUCCAUAUUAUGAUAAAUACUAUGAAUACUCGUAUACUCAAAAUAUUAAUGAAAGUGAUAAUUAUGUAAACUUAAAUAAUUUAGUAAAUGAAAUGAAUAGUUUACUUAAAUUAAAAAAAAUUAACGAAAAUAAAAAUAAAAAUUUAGAAAAUUUUAAUAAAUGUAAUUUGAAUAAUUAUUCUUCCAUAAUAGAUAAUAAUUGUAAUUAUGAUAAAAUGGGAGCAUUAACUGCGUCUAGAUCAUCAGUAGGUGUUUGUAUUUUAAAACCAAAUCAUGUAAAUAAUGAAAAUUUGAAUAGUAAAUGUAACGAAAAAAAUUAUAAUAAUGAUAAUUUUAGAAACAAUAAAAAUAAUAACAAUUUUAAUUAUAAUGGAGAUUAUAAAAGUAGAGGUGACAGAAUAAAUGAAAACGAUAAUGGUCCCAAUGAAGUUUUGUAUUCAUUUAAUGUUAUGAAAUAUCAUAAUUUUGUAAAUAAAAAUAUGAAUAAAGAAAGUAUGCAUAUUGAUAAUUGUUCCAAUUAUUAUUUAAGUACGAAUGAUAAUAUUUUAAAUGACCAUACGCAUAAUAAAGAAGAGAUAUAUAAUAGCAUAAAAAAAAAUAAUAAUAUUUAUAAUAAUGAAAAUAAUUUUAUUGAAGAUAAUUUAAAUAGAGAAAAUAAUAAUAUCAACAUAAGUAUUGAAAAGGAAUAUAAUGUAAAUGAUAAACCCUUAAUAAAAAACGAAAAAAAAAAUUUACACAAUAUAUUAUGCCAAUAUAAUACAAAUAUAGAUGAAAAUGACGAAACUUGUUUAAUAAAUAUAAAUAAUAAUAAAAUUAAUAAUGAUAUAGAGAAUUUAGGAAGUAAGGAGAAUAAUAGUAAUAUAAACAAUAACAAAAAUAUAAAUAAAAUAAUUAAAACAGUAAUUAAUGAUUAUAAUAAUAAUAAAUUUAAUACCGAUAGUAAUUUUAUAGAUAAUAAUAAUAAUAAUAAAAAUAAUAAUGAUAAUAAUAAUAAUAACAAUGAUAAGGAUGAUAAUAAUGGUAAUAAUAAUAAUAAUAGUGAUAAUAAUAAUAAUAAUAAAAAUAAUAAUGAUAAUAAUAAUAAUAAUAACAAUGAUAAGGAUGAUAAUAAUGAUAAUAAUAAUAAUAAUAAUAAUAAUAAUAAUAAUAAUAAUAAUAAUAAUAAUAGUGAUAAUAAUAAUAAUAAUAACAGUGAUAAUAAUAAUAAUAAUAACAGUGAUAAUAAUAAUAAUAAUAAUAACAGUGAUAAUGAUAAUAAUAAUAAUAAUAAUAAUAACAGUGAUAAGAAUGAUAAUAAUGGUAAUAAUAAAAAUAAUGAUGAUAAUAAUAAUAAUGAUAAUAAUAAUAAUAAUAAUAACAAUAAUAAUAAUAAUAAUAAUAAUAAUAAUAAUAAUAAUAAUAAUAAUAAUAAUAAUAAUAAUAAUAAUAUUGAUAGUGAUAAUGAUAAUGACAAUAAUGAAAGUGAUAAUGAUAAUAAUGAUAGUAAUCAUAAUAUUAAUAGUGAUAAAGAUAUGAGUGAUCAUAGUAAAAACAGUAAUAAAAGUGUUAGUCAAUUGCAUAAAAAUGAUAUGCUCAAUUCAAAUUAUGAAAAAGGCAACUACUUAAAUUCUCAUCAGAAAAAUACAAGUAAUAUGUGUGGAAAAAAUUUAGUUCUUUUACAAGAAGAAAGUAAUAUUUUAGUACAUAAUAAUCUUGAAGAAGCAAACAUUUAUGAAAAUUGCAACAAUGAUAAAAAUAAUGAGAUAGUAUUCAAAAUUAAAGAUUUUUUUAAUAAUGAUGAAUUUAAUAAUAAAAAUGUAUUUUAUGAGAAAGAUAAUAAUAAAGCAAUAUUUUCUUAUUUAAAAAAAAAAGAUAAAAAUAAUUUAAAUAAAUUUUUUUUAAAAAGUGAAGAGUUAAAUGGUGUUUAUAAUAAUCAUUAUUUAAAAAAAAAUCCUAUAAAAAAAAAAUUAGGGAAUACUUAUGAUAAUUGUAAUGGUCAUCUUGCAGUAAAGUCUACAUCUAUUAUUAAUAAAGAAAAAGAAUCAAAAAAAUAUGAAUCAAAUUGUAAUUCAUCAAAUAAUUUUAUGGAAAAAUUAUAUAUAUUAAAAAAGGCCCCAGAGAAAAAUAUAAAUGAAGAUAUAAAAUCAAAUGAUAAAUCUACUUUAAACAAUUAUGAUCUUUCAAGUAUUGUUAAAGAAGAAAAUUCUAUAGAAGGAAAAAAUUAUUUAGGAAAUAAAAAGUUUAGUAUAUCAAAUUCUUAUAAUGAUAUCUUAAAUGAAAAUAAAAUAGAAUUAUUUAAUUCAGUUGUAUUUCCAAGAAAUAAUGAUAUCAAAAAAAACAAUGAAGCUUCAGAUAAUCUACUUAAUUAUAUUACACUAAAUAAAGAAGGUGAGGAAAAAAAGAUAAACAUUAAUAAGGAAAAUGAAAGUUUAAAAAAUGCACAUUGUGCUGUUGUUUCUUUAAAAAAAGAAAAGGUAUACCUCGAAAUGGAUGAGAAAACUACUAUUAUUGAAACAGAUAUAUGCAAGCACUAUGAUAUGAAUAAUACUCAAGAAAAAAGUAAUGUAAAAAAUGAAAAUAUUAAAAACAGCGAUACAUUAAAAUCAAAUUAUAUUAUUAGUAUAAAUGAAGAUGAUAUAAUAAAUAAUGUUCAUGCAGUUCAUGUCAAGAAUAAUGAAAGUUUCUCUUCGGCAAAUAAUAUAAGUAUUAAGGAUAAUUUUAGAGGAAAUAAUUUAUUAAAUAAUAUAAAUCAUUUAAAAGAAAAUAUACAAAUAGAUGAUAAUAUAGGAAAGAGCAAUUUAAUUAUAGAUGAUAAAAAUAUAUUAAAUAAUAUGAAUAACGAAAAUAUAGUUAGUAAUAUUAAUGAAGAGAAUAUGAUUAAUUGUAUGAAUAGCGAAGAUGUAAUAAUUGAUAAUAAUGAAAAAAAUAGCAUAAAUGGUAUUAAUAACGAAAAUGUAAUAAAUAAUAUAAAUGAAAGAAGUAUGACAAAUGGCAUGAAUAAUGAAAAUAUAAUAAAUGGGAUGAACAACGAAAACAUGUCAAAUAGUAUGAACAACGAAAACAUGCCAAAUAGUAUGAAUAACGAAAACAUGUCAAAUAAUAUGAGUAAUGAACACAUAAUAAGUGACAUGCAUAAUGAAAGAACAAAUAAUUUUGGCAUGGAUAAUUCAAAUAAUAAUCUAAAUAAUAAUCAUAUGGAAGGAAAUGCAAGGGAUAUAGUUAAUUAUAAUAACAUUGAUUAUUUAAAUAAUAAUAAUAGCAAUGAUAAAUAUUUACAGUGGUUUGACGCUAUUUAUACAGUAUGUGUUAAAUUAGAUGAUUUAUGUUGUAAAUUAAGUAAUAGUUUUCCGCAUUCUAUGAAUAUUUGGGAGAAUGAUAGUAAAUCAAAUGUAUAUUCAUUAAAGUCUAUUUUUUAUAAAUAUGAUAAUAUUAAAUCAUUAUAUAACAAUGAAAAAAAUAAAUCCUUUUUUAUAAAUUCAAGUGAUUUAAAAAAUAAUUAUAGUAAUUUGAAUAAUAAUAAUACUAAAUAUAUUUAUCCAAAUAUAAAUAAAAAUGAAGAAGAAAAAAUAAAAAAACUUAAUAAUUAUUUAUUAGUCCCAUCUGAUAAUAAUGCAUCAUUAUUUAAUAAGAAGCAUUGUAAAAAUAUGAAUGCUAUAGAAAAUAUGAAAGAUUUCCAACAAAAUGAAAAUAUUUCAACAAAUUUAAUUGAUACUUAUUUAAAUUGCAAUAAAUCUACAAAGAUAAUUCAAAAUAAAAAUGAUAAAAUAAUGAAUAUGAACGAUCAUAAUGAUUAUAUGAUUAAUAAUGAUAUAUAUCAUCAUCAUAAUGUAAACUUGAUGGAAAAUAAUAUUAGUUAUGAAAAAGAAAAAAAAAAUAUGAUAAAAAUCGAAGAAAAUAAUUUAAAAAAUAAUAUUUCUAAAAAUUCUAUGGAAUUAUUACAAAUGUAUAAUAAUAAUAAUAAUAAUAGAUUUAAGAAUGAUUUAUAUUUUCAUCAAAAUCAGAAUAAUAAUUCUAUAUAUAAUGAUAAUAACAACAAUAAUAACACUUCUUUUAAUAAUACUACUAAUAAUAAUUUAAUGAAUUAUAAAAAAGGUACUAUCAGUAAAGUUUCAGAAUCAAUUUCAGGAUCCAAGAAAAAAAAAGGAGGUAAGAAAAAUUCUACUUUUACUUAUAAAAAUACAGAAAAAAAAACAAAUAAAAAAAAUAGCGCUUUAAAUAGAAGUUCAAAUAAAACCAUAAAAAAUGAAAGUGAAUUUGAAUACUUGUUAGAAUUAUCAGAUAAAGAAGGGCCAAGUUUAGAAAAUCCUGAUGAUUUAAAAUGUGAUGUAGCUGGUGUUUAUUGGGAUAAAAGAAGUUGGAUAGCUUCUUGGUAUGAUAACGGAAAAAGAUAUUAUAAAUCUUUUUCAGCUAAAACUCAUGGAUUUUAUAAAUCAAAGUUUUGGGCUAUUAAAGUGCGUUUAUCAAAAGUAAAAGGACAAACUAUAUUUGGAAAAAACAAUAGAAAAAAUAAAAAUAAUAAUGUUAAUAACUCUAAUCAUAAUAAUAAUAAUAAUACUAAUCAUGAGAAUAAUAAUAUUUCAUUCAAUAAUCCAAUUAUUCCAGUUAAUAAUAACAUUACUCUUAAUAAUGUAUAA